Messenger RNA from Saprolegnia parasitica CBS 223.65, 1196 nucleotides. RefSeq lists its product as hypothetical. The transcript has 6 exons. Lineage: Eukaryota; Oomycota; Saprolegniomycetes; Saprolegniales; Saprolegniaceae. Bases 18 to 1196 code for a protein of 392 amino acids. Gene Ontology annotation, biological process: regulation of gene expression. Gene Ontology annotation, cellular component: nucleus. Gene Ontology annotation, molecular function: L-ascorbic acid binding; protein binding; oxidoreductase activity, acting on paired donors, with incorporation or reduction of molecular oxygen. The record is from RefSeq and is a predicted model, not a curated record.
UUUUGAUUCCUGCCAUCAUGACGGUGUCGCCCGAAGCCUGGGCCGGUCUCGCUACGCUCAGCACCGCUGUCGAGACGCUCGAGCGCAUCGUGAGCUCGGCGGAUGUACACAUGGACCGCCCGCUGCAGGUGAUGGGCCAGGACGCGCUUCUCUUUGCCGCCUCCAUGUACGACGAAGACCUGGCGCUCGAGGUGCUAGCGGCGCGUGCGAGGAUACCUGUCGAUGUCAAUGCCAUCGACAACCACGGCUACACGGCGCUGCACUACGCUGUCGACGCAGACAUGCAUGCGUUGGCGCAAACCUUGCUCGCCACCGAGGCCAUUUGUGUGCGCCUCCAGACGGAAGACUUGAGCGUUGUGGGGCACAUCCAGUCGGGCGGGCGCACGCCCUUGCAUCUGGCAGUUCUCCGCGGCAGUAUGGACCUCAUGCAGCUGCUCCUGGAAGCCGACCCUUUGCUUGCGACGGUGGCCGACUUGGAUGGCCACCUGCCCGUGCACUUGGCACAGCUCCACGGCGGCUCCAUGGACCUCAUCGGUUGUUUGCAGGCAUUCCAUGCUGCGACACUGUAUGAUGUCGCGUCGCUGCCUGAGCGCAAGCUAGCUACGCAAGCAAUAGCUGCGGCGCGCUAUCAAGCGAGUUUGUCGGUACCAGACGCGGUGGCAACGCCACAUAUUUUCCCCGGAAUCUGGACGCAAGCAGAAUGUGAGCGCGUGCUUGGUCAACUCGAGGCAACGACGCACGUCACGGGGUGGCACAAGACGCGGCAUACGUCGUACCCGACGACGGACCUCCCUAGCUACUGCCUUCCUCUGGGUGAGCACUACUGGGUCCAAGACACCCUGAGCGCGCGGCUUUUUCCGUCGAUUCUCUCGCGCUUCCAACUCCCAGCGUCGACGCAGCUCUCCUUUCGCGAUCUCUUUUACGUCAAGUACGAGGCGGCACAGGACGCCCAGCGGGACCUUGCGCUGCACUGCGACGGCUCGGUGCUCUCGUUUAAUGUGCUUCUCAACAAACGCACCGACUUUGUGGGCGGCGGCACGUUCUUUGCCCCAACGCAGACAACGGUUCACAUCGAGCAAGGCGACGUCGUGGUGCACAGCGGGCGCGUGGUGCACGGCGCGGCGCCUGUCACCGAGGGCAAGCGCCUCAUCCUCGUCGCUUUCCUCAACGUUCGCCCGCCUGCUUGCGCACCGUAG